Capronia epimyces CBS 606.96 is the source of this 438-nucleotide messenger RNA. RefSeq lists its product as uncharacterized. The record is from RefSeq and is a predicted model, not a curated record. The transcript is spliced from 2 exons. Bases 1 to 438 code for a protein of 145 amino acids. Lineage: Eukaryota; Fungi; Ascomycota; Eurotiomycetes; Chaetothyriales; Herpotrichiellaceae.
AUGCCUGGCCCCCGCUUCUCGCUGCCUGCCUCGCCUCCUCGACCUGCAAAGUCACCGCCGAACCACCCAUUGACAAAAGUCCAGAAUGCCGCCAACCGUGCUCCCUCUGGUGGCCGUAAGAUUCGGCCGCUGGUCUACGCCAUCGGCAUUGCUGGAAUAGUCGGCUCCGGUGCCUUAAUUGGCGCCAUACUAAAGAUCAGUCACCAGGAAGAAGCGCAGAAGGGCCAGGCCCAGCAACAGGUUCAACCACAGGGAAAUACCAUCCAGCAGAACGAACAGCCGGACUAUGCCAAAUCGAUACAGACCUUGGAGACCAAACGUGGCCAUCUCAUAGGGCAGAAGAUUCAGCUGGAACGCAAAAUCCAGGAGCUCCGCGACAGUCAGCGCAGGAGGGCCGAAGAGGAGGCGGAGAAGAAGGAGUUCAGAAUGAACAAGUGA